GCAGCCUUGCUGACAGUUGCUGAACGCCGAAGUUAGCAAUAUGGAGUAUGGACGUUUGUUGGAAUUGAGUUGAAUGUGCCUUGAGAAUAAUUUUAGUGAUAUUACAUUUAUAUGUAAUAUACAUGUAUAUUAUAUACAACGAAUAAUUUUACAAUACACAAUUGUGAUCUGAUAAAUUUGUGAAAUGGCAACAACGGAGAGCAUCAAAUAUAUUUACCACUUGCCCUUUGUUGAACGAUCAGAAUUUUGCAAAAUUAUGAACCAAAAUGAUAAGUGGGAGGAGCUGGCUGGUACCUGGAUGAAAUAUGAUGUCUUAACGAUACAAAGUUUAAGAAAGGAGAAAAAUCCCACAGAUGAGCUCUUGACACUAUGGGGCCAUCAUAAUCACACAACAGCAGAACUAUUUGUGUUAUUAUCCAGAAUGCAACACUAUCAGUCAAUGGUACCAUUAUUACCUUUCGUUGAUCAGAAAUUUCAUCGGCUUUUGUACAACGGGGAAGGCAAUUUGCAGAACAUGCCGCGUAAGCAGUUGGUCAACAAGAACACUAAAGAUUUGAAGAUUGGCACACAGAAUUUUAAUCAACGCGUACUGCCGCAGCAAAGUGUUAAUAAAAUUUUAAAUCAACCAACGGCGCAAUUGGGUAUUAGCCCGAGCAACUCCAAUAAUUUGUUAGUAGCUUCACCAGCAGCUGCUGCUUUUUUCUCUCCGCAUAAUAUUGGCAGUAAUGAGAAAAAGAUUAACGAAUCGCCACUGCCAAGAACAGAAACUACUUUGCCACACGCAAGUUAUAGUGAACUAGCUAUUGCCACAGAUGGAUGGAAUCAGCACAACAUAUUGGGAAGAGGUGGUUUUGGAACAGUAUACAGAGGCAUCUGGAAAAAUACUGAUGUUGCAAUAAAAAAAAUCCGACAAAAGGGAUCCGAUUCGGAUGAAAGUUACAUAUUGCAGCUGCAGCAAUCAUUGAAAGAAAUUAAGAUUUUGAAUUCUCGUACCCAUGAAAAUAUCUUGCCUCUAUAUGCAUACAGUCUCGGCGGCGAAGCACCGUGCUUGGUUUAUCAGCUGAUGAAGAAUGGGUCUUUGGAAGAUAGGCUGCUAUUAAGACAAAAGACUAAACCGUUAAAGUGGAUGCAAAGACAUGAAAUUGCUAAAGGUACAGCACGCGGAUUGCAAUACUUGCACACCAUCGGAGAAAAACCAUUGAUCCAUGGUGAUAUUAAAAGCGCAAAUAUUUUGUUGGAUAAAAAUUUCGAGCCUAGGAUUGGUGAUUUUGGCUUGGCGCGGGAAGGUCCUGAAAGAGACAGUAUGAAGAUCAGCAGAAUUCAUGGAACUAGACCCUACCUGCCAGAAGAAUUUUUACGUGACAAAAAAUUGUCCACAAAAAUAGACACUUAUAGUUACGGCAUAGUCUUAUUCGAAAUUGCAACUGGUCUUCGAGCUUAUGACGAUUCACGACCCGAAAAGAAAUUGUUAGGAGAUUUAAUUGAAGCUUGGAAAGACAAAGACAUUUCCUUAUUGAUGGACAAGAAAGGUGGUGAAGAGAACAAACAGGUUUAUGGUAAUUUAAUAUCCAUAGGAAAAUGGUGUUCUAAGAGAUCGGCGCUAGAUCGACCCGAAAUGGAAAUUGUAUUUCAAACAUUGAACGAUUUAUGAAAUUCAUAAUCAUUACAUAUAUAUUUUUAAGGCGAAUAUACUUACUUUAUUUGCACAUAUAAUGAUGAGCAUAUUGUGAUAAAAAGUGGAUUUUAUAUACAUACAUAUAGUCA
Molecule: messenger RNA, 1764 nt
Organism: Temnothorax curvispinosus
Lineage: Eukaryota; Metazoa; Arthropoda; Insecta; Hymenoptera; Formicidae
Gene: pll
Product: serine/threonine-protein kinase pelle-like
Exons: 4
Coding region: 185-1651 (488 amino acids)
Biological process (GO): signal transduction; protein phosphorylation
Molecular function (GO): protein kinase activity; ATP binding; protein binding
Source: RefSeq, a predicted model, not a curated record